CAAAAUUAUUACGCUCAAUACAUCCUUCCAAAGCAUAUCGAGCAUAUUAAGGCUCUUGGUGAGCAAUUCGGCCAUCGUUUCUACUUAUAGGACGACGGUGAUUCAUCGCAUGGGAUGCGAUCCUUGAUGAAUCCAGCCGCGCAGGCUAAACCCGCGGCAGGUAUCUUGAUACUCCCCAAUCCAGCGCAAUCGGCUGAUCUCGACCCCAAUCGAGUCAAUUUGGCAGAUCAUAAAGUAACGGCUACGCGGCGGGAGGUGGGAGACGGUGAAAGAGUUCAAGGAGGCGAUCCUACGCGAAUGGAAGCGUAUUACACAGCAGCAAAUCCGUUCAAGGACAUCUGAGAUGCGUUGGCGAUGUGAGAAAGUAGUAAAACUUAAGAGAGCACGUAU
This is a messenger RNA of Eremomyces bilateralis CBS 781.70, 390 nucleotides long. RefSeq lists its product as uncharacterized. The transcript has a single exon. NCBI's taxonomy places the organism in Eukaryota, Fungi, Ascomycota, Dothideomycetes, Eremomycetales, Eremomycetaceae. Bases 127 to 342 code for a protein of 71 amino acids. The record is from RefSeq and is a predicted model, not a curated record.